Molecule: messenger RNA, 3909 nt
Organism: Cygnus olor (mute swan)
Lineage: Eukaryota; Metazoa; Chordata; Aves; Anseriformes; Anatidae
Gene: YAE1
Product: YAE1 maturation factor of ABCE1
Exons: 4
Coding region: 585-1253 (222 amino acids)
Source: RefSeq, a predicted model, not a curated record
GCUUCCCAUGUGUGGGACGGGCUCUGAAGCCGGGCACCAGAAGGUUAAGAUGGCGGCUCUCUACCGGCGGCCUCCGCGGGGCCUGCCCUCGGCCAACAUGGCUGCCGCCCCCUAUUGCUUCCGUCGGCAGUGAAGCCAGCUCGCCCUUAGUUAAAAUGGCGGCGCCCUGGUGAGGGAGCUGUGGUGAGGGGUCAGGGCGCGGGGCUGGCAGGGCGGCGGGGCGGGUGAGAGCCGGGGACCGGUGAGCAGCCGGGGACGGCUAGGGGAGGCCGAAAGCUUCUUGCAGCGCGGUCACCCCGGCCCGGGCCGAGUGGGGUGGGCCGCGGCCCUUGCGAAGAAGGCGGCGAGGAAGGGUGCAGCGGCCGGGCGGCGGGCCGGGGAUGUGCCCCAAUGGUAAAUGAUACUCACUUUCCAUGGGGAAACAAGUGUACAGGUUGAAUAAUCAGCUCCUGAAAUGGCUUCUCUUCAGACCUCACAUUUUUUUUGCCUAUACUUCCAAAAUGAUGCUUAGCCAGAGGGACUUCUGAGAGUUUCUCAGUGUUUGGUUUACCACACAAACAGAGGUUAGAGUCAUUGCUGCUGCAAUGUCCUGGGUACAAGUUGCAGUCAACCAAUCCAAUGAAGAUAUAUUUGAUGAAGAUGCAGACGAGAUGUGUGUAGUACAGAAAGAAUGGAACAGCACCAUGAAAAAAAGAUUGAAGGAGGGCUUUAGGGAUGGUGUUGAGGCUGGCAAAGAACUUGCACUCCAAGAAGGCUUCAAUCAAGGUUACAGAGAAGGUGCUGAGCUGAUGGUUACAUGUGGCCAGUUCAGAGGAACCCUGAAUGCUCUCUCAUCCUGGUGUCACCUUAAUGGACAUAAUUCUGCUUUAAGUAAGAUAAAAAAUCUUCUAGAUGUGGUUGGAAAGCAUGAAGAUGAUCUACUUAAGUGUCUGAAUUCUAUCCAACAACAGCCACAUGUUGGAGACAUUUUAAAUGCUGUUCAGGACAUGGACCUGAGUCAUGCAGCUCCAGCUGGGACAAAGUACGAUGAAGUUAACACCAAAAAACAUGAACACGUUGGCAGCUCUGCUGAAAACUAUUGUAGAAAUAUUGGUGAGGAUGGUUCCUUGCAGUCUGAGUGCAACAAGGCAAAACUCUGUACAGAUCCUGAAAGGUCAAACCUUGCUUGGGUUAAAAAGCAAACUGUUUCUCUAGUAGAGCAGCUGGGUUUAUCGCUGGACAUACUCCAUCAUGUCCACCAACUGGAGCUUUAGUUUUUCUGUUUCAUGGUAUUUAAAAUUAUCUCAGCUGGAUUGGAUUCCCAAUUUGAGGAUCAGUUCACUUUAGGGAAGUCUGAUUCCGAUACUUCCCAACGGAGGUUAUUUUUGUAAAUCUUACCUUGCUUCAGCUCGUGGCCAAAAAACCUUGGUUUUCUUCCUAAAUAUAACUUUCACAGAAAGGGAGAUAAUCUUAAAAGCUCUCCAAAGAUUUACUAAACAUGUCUCUAUUCUGUGACAGAAUGUGUCAUUUCACCCUUACUUUCUCUAUUGGUAUCCUUUUGGAAAUGGAGCAGGUCCCUUAAAAGCCUCCUCAAAUAUACAAAAAAAAAAAAGCCCAGUGCUAUCGACAAGUUAUUAUUGCAGAAUAAGCUGCUGUUGAUGACAUUCUAACUGUGCAAAAUAGAACAGGAUCUGCUGAUUUCCAAAGUACUGUAACUCUCCUGAUUACUAUAUUUAAAAAAAAAAAAGAAUUUUUCACCUUUUGUCAAAUUCUUACUCUUGCCUUUUGUAACCACUAUGGAGUGCUCUUUCACAGUUAAAAUGAUUUUUUUCCUCUUCAUACAGUUCUAUUUAUUUCAGUUUUGGUGGAAGCACACCCCUCUUCUCAAAUGCUGAACUACUGACAAUACCAUUGUUUUGCUGUUCUAACAACAUACUAUCUGCUAUUACCCUGUUAAAACCCAUCUAUACAUUCCUAGUCUAAUGAAUUUUCUUGUGUUAUUUUGGUAUUUAUUUUGCAAGUCCUUCAACUCUCUUCCCUUCGUUCCCACAGUUUUCCCCAAACUCUUAAAGGAAGACAGGCUUAUUCACCUUCUCUUAGAAGCAUGGUCAGCCACAGAUGCAUCUGACAACUUUGUAUUUCUGUGCCAACCUUCCGUAUUAGACUCCUUUUCCUGUUGCUUGCCUAAACUAUAGCUGCAAAUUCCUUUGGUUAGGAAGUCUUGUCUUUGUGAAUAGCUGUCUCUGUUUCAGAGUAAUUAAACUGAUUUACAUUAAGUCAGAAGUUCAGUUGUUUUAUGUUGCUUUUAACUUUCUUCAGUGUCUGAGACAAACCUAAACUUUGAACAACUGACUUAACUAUAACUAAAAAAAAAUAUAAAACUGUUUUGUGAUUAUUUUAUUUUUACUUUGAAGCUAUAAAAAGCCAAGGCACAAAUUACGUGAUUUUUUUUCAGAGAAUGAGUUUAUAACUUUCUUAUUAAAGACUAUUGUCCUGCCCUGGAGUUAAGCUGUAAGUUUGGUUGCUAUUCCAUACCACUUCUGCAUUAGGAGAAGAUGGAACUGUGCAAUUAAGAGUCUCACGUUGAACUUGUCACUGAAAUAGUGGAAUUGAAUAAGGCUGUUUGCAUGUAUUACAUAUGUACAGAAUUGUAUAUAUUUUUCUCUAUUUAUUUAACAUAAUGCUGACAUUGAUAAACAUUUUCUACAGGACAUAUGUUAUGUUAUAGCCUGCAUCAUAUAAAUCAAACUGAAAUUUCUUCUAUACAACAGUAAGAUAUGAUGCAAUCAAAAAUAAAGGUUACUAGAGAAGUGUUAAACAUUCCAAAUUUGGAAGUUUAAAAGUGUAAAUUCAAAACUAUUACUUCUCUGUAGUUAGUAGUGUAUAAACAGGAAACUCCAUUCAGAAAUCGCUAGGUAGACAAUGACCUUGCCAAGUUCUCUCCAACUACUUCUGCAAAAGCAAUCUACGCCUGAGAAAGCAUUUCUUUCUUGUUUGAUUAUUAAACAAUAGGUUAUGUGUUUCACAUAUCUUUCAUAACAGCUUCUGUACUAGCUGUGGAAGUACUUUCCUCCACUCUGCAUGAAGUUUCCAUGCUGACUGUGGGGUUACUUUUUUCUGUGUUAUCACCCAAAGUUUCCGAUUUGGCUGUGGAGAGAUUUUCUUUUGGGCUGUCCGGAACACUUUGCUUAUCUGUUACUACCAGAUCUUGAUGACCAGCCAUAGAAGGACUUUCUUCAAGACUAUUUAAAUCAGUAAUUUGCUCACAUGCUGGUUCAGGUUUUUGUUUUGUGUCUACUUGCAUGUCUUGUGUUUCACUGUCGGCUUCCACCUUGGCAGCAUUCCUGAAAAUAGCUCUCAUGACAACUGGGACUGACAUGCAUCUAAAAGAGGAAAUGAAACAUUAGUCACUACUACAGACUUAACCCAUUCUUCAAAUUAGUACUUCUUUUUUUAAACUGUGGCUGACACCUAUAUGAUAUCCUUCAUGACAAACAGCAUCCCUCCCUCCUUGCUUUUUGUCUCUAUAACCUAAUAGGAUUAUAUUGUAACUACAAUACUACCUACAUAUGUUAUACUGGAAACGUACUUUGAUGUAACAAAUUCAAGCACUGAAUCUUUCAGCUUACCAGUGCAAAGACAUUUUGACAGAAAGAGUAAGAAGUGUUUGGAAAAAAAGUUUUAAUGAAAAAUCUCAUAAUGUUGAAAUAUACUCAUUUUCACUGAGAUUUAAUUGUAACUUUCAUGUUUUGGAUGAGAUGGGUACAGAGCCUUUCUUCUCUAAACUGGUAUCUACACUAGAGGGUGUUUAUUUUGUGUGGUUUUUUUUUCUCCCCUAUUCUACCAGGGGAAGUAUGUGGUUCUAGGAAUAGCAUCUAGUGUCUUGUGACUUAGGACAAGGCAUGUUAACUAAAAGGAUUUGAAAUCCAA